GUGUGACAUAAAUCUGACCUUGAAACCAAGAUCAUCAGGCCAUUCGAUAGUGCUUUAUCACCGUUAGAAACGCGUGCUCGCGGUACCUAUUUUGUUAAAAAUGGGAAAAAAGUUAACAGCAAAAAUUGGACCUUCCAUUUUGAACGCCGAUUUGGCACAACUUUCGGAUGAAUCGCAACAAUUACUUAACAAUGGAGCCGAUUAUUUGCAUUUAGAUGUUAUGGAUGGACAUUUCGUACCUAACCUUACAUUUGGCCACCCGUUAGUAAAAUGUCUUCGCAGCAAAGUAAAAGAUGCCUUUCUUGAAACACACAUGAUGGUUUCUAAACCAGAACAGUGGAUAGAACCUAUGGCUGAUGCUGGUGUUAAUCAAUAUACCUUUCAUGUUGAACCUGUAAAGGAUGUUCCGCUACUUUGUAGAAAAGUAAAAGAAGCAGGGAUGAUGGUUGGGGUAGCACUUAAACCUGGUACACCAGUGAAUGUAGUUGCAGAUUAUGUUGAUCUAGCAGAUAUGGUAUUAGUUAUGACGGUAGAACCGGGAUUUGGUGGGCAAAAGUUCAUGGAAUCAAUGAUGGAAAAAGUAACAUGGUUAAGAAAAAAUUAUCCUACGCUAGAUAUAGAAGUAGAUGGUGGUGUUGGACCAGCUACGAUUGAUACAUGUGCAAAAGCUGGUGCAAAUAUGAUUGUUUCUGGAACAGCAGUCAUAGGUUCUUCUGACCAAGCAAAAGUUAUAAAAACAUUAAGGGAUAAAGUAAAUUGCGCGCUACAAAGUAGCUGAAAGUAGGAAAGAAAAUAACUUGUAUAAAAUGUCAAGUCAGUUGUGUAUAUAUUAUAAAUUUUGGGAAUAUUUUGUAACUUUGUAUACAAUGUUUACAAAAAAAAAAAAAGAAAGAAAAAUA
Molecule: messenger RNA, 899 nt
Organism: Colletes gigas
Lineage: Eukaryota; Metazoa; Arthropoda; Insecta; Hymenoptera; Colletidae
Gene: Rpe
Product: ribulose-phosphate 3-epimerase
Exons: 4
Coding region: 101-778 (225 amino acids)
Biological process (GO): pentose-phosphate shunt; pentose-phosphate shunt, non-oxidative branch; carbohydrate metabolic process
Cellular component (GO): cytosol
Molecular function (GO): D-ribulose-phosphate 3-epimerase activity; metal ion binding
Source: RefSeq, a predicted model, not a curated record